This is a messenger RNA of Ziziphus jujuba (common jujube), 2024 nucleotides long. RefSeq lists its product as uncharacterized. The record is from RefSeq and is a predicted model, not a curated record. The coding region runs from base 317 to 1705 and encodes 462 amino acids. Lineage: Eukaryota; Viridiplantae; Streptophyta; Magnoliopsida; Rosales; Rhamnaceae. Gene Ontology annotation, molecular function: molybdate ion transmembrane transporter activity. The transcript is spliced from 8 exons. Gene Ontology annotation, cellular component: membrane. Gene Ontology annotation, biological process: molybdate ion transport.
CAGGAAAGAAUGAGAUUCACCCGAGAGUGUGAGACCAAACCCACUCGUAAGAUAUUGAUGAGUGAAAGCAUGGAAAUUGGAAUCCCCGGGAAACGAUGAACCAAACGCCUCAAAAGAGUCUUGGUAUUUCCUGUCCUUUUUGAUUCACAAAUCCCACCACCCCACUGACUUCAUGACCAACCAGAUAAUGAUCAAAAUUCCUAUUUAACACCCCACACGCUUUAGCCUUUUAUCUUCACCUUCCUCUUCUUCUUCUCCUCGCAUUCUCUCUCUCUCUGUUUUUCUCUCUGGGUCUGUCUGUUCUUGCAGAUCGAGAAUGGAGGUCCUCUACUUUCUCAUUUUCGGGGCUUUAUCCGUGGUGGUGGCAGCGUUGGAGCUCAGCAAAACGAGCAAAGAUCGUAUUAACACCACCUCUGCUUUCAAUGCCUUCAAGAACAACUAUCUCCUUGUUUACUCUCUCAUGAUGGCCGGGGAUUGGUUGCAGGGUCCAUAUGUUUACUACCUAUACAGUACAUAUGGCUAUAGUAAAGGGGAGAUUGGACAGCUCUUUAUUGCUGGGUUUGGAUCAUCUAUGCUUUUCGGAACGAUUGUUGGAUCUUUAGCUGACAAACAGGGUCGGAAGAGGGCAUGUGUUACUUACUGCAUUACUUAUAUUUUAAGCUGCAUCACUAAACAUUCCCCACAAUACAAAGUUUUAAUGUUGGGACGUGUUUUGGGAGGCAUUGCCACCUCUCUUCUCUUUUCAGCCUUUGAGUCCUGGCUUGUUGCAGAACACAAUAAGAGGGGUUUUGAUCAACAAUGGCUUUCAAUAACAUUCUCUAAGGCCAUAUUUCUUGGCAAUGGCCUAAUUGCCAUUGUAUCUGGGUUGUUUGGGAAUCUACUGGUAGAUACAUUGGGAUUUGGUCCGGUGGCUCCAUUUGAUGCUGCAGCAUGCUUUUUGGCAAUUGGCAUGGCUAUAAUAUUGGGGUCAUGGGGUGAAAAUUAUGGAGAUCCAUCCGAUAACAAGAGCCUGCUUAUGCAGUUCAAAGGUGCUGCUGUGGCUAUUGCUUCUGAUGAGAAAAUUGCAUUACUGGGUGCAAUACAAUCUCUAUUUGAGGGUUCGAUGUACACUUUUGUUUUCCUGUGGACUCCUGCUCUGAGCCCAAAUGAUGAGGAAAUUCCACAUGGUUUCAUUUUUGCGACAUUCAUGUUGGCCUCAAUGCUGGGAAGCUCUAUCGCAUCUCGAUUGUUGGCCCACUCAUCCCCAAGAGUUGAGAGCUACAUGCAGAUUGUAUUUAUGAUCUCUGCGGCGACCCUCCUGCUCCCAAUUAUAACAAAUUUCUUGAUACCACCUUCCAAUGUGAAAGGUGGGAGCAUCUCAUUUUCAGGGACCAUUCAGCUUGCUGGAUUCUGCACUUUUGAGGCAUGUGUGGGAAUAUUCUGGCCUUCUAUCAUGAAGAUGAGGUCCCAAUACAUUCCUGAAGAGGCUAGAAGCACCAUAAUGAACUUCUUUCGUAUUCCUCUCAACAUCUUUGUUUGUGUUGUGCUGUACAAUGUUAAUGCAUUUCCCAUCACGGUCAUGUUUGGUAUGUGCUCGAUUUUCCUCUUUAUGGCUGCUGUGUUGCAGAGGCGUCUCAUGGUGAUUUCAGAGAACCAAAAACCAAAACAACAAGACUGGACAGCAUUGGAUACAGACCAAGAAGCCCAGCCACUAAAUGACAGUUGAUGUGAAGAAGGAGAAGAAGCUUCAGAAUUUUUGAAAUUUUAAAUCGGAAACAACCUAGUCAUUAUUGAUUGCCAAAGCUGCAUUCUGUUUGCUGUUUGCCAAUUGUGGAUGGAUAUGCCAAGGGAUUUUAAAGGGAAAUCAGUUUGUGGCCAUAGCAUAAAGAAAUACUAAAAGUAGGAAAUGAUAUAUUUUGUUUAGGCAAUGGCUUGUGCAAUCUCUGAUGUCUGAGUAUAUCUUGUCAUAUGGAUUAUGUUUAGCGAAUUUGUUUCAACCUUCUAUAUAUAAAAAGCAUGAUAUAAGAUAGUCUUUUGAUAUUUCA